Molecule: messenger RNA, 4478 nt
Organism: Sinocyclocheilus anshuiensis
Lineage: Eukaryota; Metazoa; Chordata; Actinopteri; Cypriniformes; Cyprinidae
Product: vascular endothelial growth factor receptor kdr-like
Exons: 28
Coding region: 392-4066 (1224 amino acids)
Biological process (GO): endothelial cell differentiation; regulation of MAPK cascade; positive regulation of kinase activity
Cellular component (GO): plasma membrane; signaling receptor complex
Molecular function (GO): growth factor binding; vascular endothelial growth factor receptor activity; ATP binding
Source: RefSeq, a predicted model, not a curated record
AGUGGGGUGGUUUAUCAGUCGGUUGGCAUUAGUUAUCAUUGUUAUACUAUCGUUAAACCUUCUUUUCUAUAUAGAGUCUAGUUUUUGAAAUUUCAUUCACUCAGUUUUAGGAAGGAAGAGCAAACGUCGCACCUGCCCUCGGGAGUAGUUUGGAGCUGCUCCGUUCGUGUACCGCAGGACCAUGCGACACAUUUACAUUCACUGAGAGACAGCAAGAAGUGUUUUCACUCUAGAAAGAACAAUCUCUGUCAUAUCAACGGGAACUGUCAAGAUUUAACCGUACACCAAGAGAAAUCACAGUAGCCUACCUGGACUAUUACAGCCACAUCCAAAUAUAAAGUGACAGCUGAUUGUACGGAAUAUCCGUCGGAACGUUAUUUUAACGGACGAAAUGACUCCCGUUCAAACCUCAGUCAAAGGCUUCUUCACUUUCCAGCUGCUUCUUAAUUUCUUCUCAAGUGGGUUGGUAAAGGGAUCUCGUCUGCCUGAUCCACAGCUGCUUCCUGCCGAAGACACACACCUUCAGCAUGUUGGUGGCACACUCACUCUCAUCUGCAGAGGAUCAACUUCCCUGCACUGGAGGCUAGCUAACAGAAAUGUGUCAUCGGUACGGAUUGAGCUGUGUGAGGAGAGAAUGCACAAGUACUGCAGCAAGCUGGUCAUACACAACCUGAUGCACAACGACACUGGCUUCUACACAUGCGGCGGUCACCAAAAGUCUAGAGAUCAUGAGGUGUCCACAUAUGUUUUUGUUAAAGAUCACAAUAAUCCAUUUGUGGAGGAUUACAGUUCACCACACCUGCUUUUUGCAUAUCGGGAUGAACCUUUUUUUGUGGUCCCAUGCAGAACAACGUCCCCAAAUCAACAUGUUAUCCUUGAGACUAUGAAUCCUAUGGCAGAUCAUGUAAAAAGUGGGGUGGAGUGGGAUCCAAAGAGAGGAUUCAAGAUUCCCUUGAAAUCUGAUGACAGCUACCAACUGAUUAUGUGUAUGACCAGUGUGGAUAACAAACAGUUUACAUCAGACUACAUCCUUUUAAGGCUAACGUUGGAGCUGAAAAACAUUGCCAUCGAGCCAGAACGACCAAAAUUACUGGUCGGUGACACCCUGGUCCUCAACUGCUCUGCAGAGACCACUUACAACGGCAGAAUUGGAUUUGAGUGGCAGUUCCAUAAGGGUCGGAUCAAUCGCACUCACCAUAAUAACAAGACAAGGGACCAACCUGGCCAAAUCAUCAUGAUGACUAACGCAUUAACCGUGCCUAAUGUGACAAUGGAGGACAAGGGCACAUAUGUGUGCAUAGCAUCAAAUGAAGAGAAAAGGCAUCAAGUUUCAACUAAAGUUAUUGUAUACGAGCAUCCAUUCCUUAAUGUGACCCAUAAUAAACGCAAAUUUAUCUCUACUGUAGAGGGUAGAAAGGUGCAGUUUGAGCCACGGGUCAAUGCCUUGCCCGCACCAGACCAAGUGUUGUGGUACAAAGAUGGAGUUGCCAUUUCAGAAAAUUCCACAUGUUAUGAGACAGCCGGCUACAACCUCACCAUAAAACAAGUGAGGCAGAAGGAUGCUGGGAUCUUCACUAUCGCUCUGUCAAACCAGGAGAAAGGUCUCUACAGAAACCUCAGCUACAAGCUGGAAGUCAGAGUGAAGCCAAAGAUCUUUGAGGAGGAUGUGGCUCCAGGUGGCCCACAAACUUACAAAUAUAAUGAGGGGCACCAGCUCAGCUGCACUGCAUUUGGGAUUCCCAUGCCAGACAUUACCUGGUUUUGGCAGCCGUGUGACCCCAGACCUGAUCUUACAGAGUCUUCUACUGUAAGCACUCUGGUGGUGGAAACAGCUAAUGUGUCGGGGAUCUACUCCUGUACAGCAAAGAAUGAACUUGGGAACCGGACUAUGAGAAUCCCUUUUUUUGUGUAUAAUCAGACACAGCCGUUUGAGAUUAGGCCCUCGACAGCUGUUGCAGGAGAUGAUGUUACAUUGACCUGCAGAGGCACAAGAUACCUCUACGACAAGUUGCAUUGGUAUGGUCCACUGGGCCGCAUAGUGCCCAAAGAUGAAACCACUCUUCGGAUCGAGCCCUACACCAUAUCUUUGUCUAUCAAGUUGCCCAGUGUCUCCAGAAACCACACUCUGGGCUAUGAAUGCCAGGCUUUAAACAUCAACUCCAAUAAAGUGGUCAAUACAACAUCUCUUUUGACUAUUAAUGAGAGGCAAAGGCCCACGCUGAUGCAGAAUCUGACUAAUCAGGAUGUGAACAGCAGCAGCACCCUGAUUCUGGCCUGCUUGGCUAAGGGUGUGCCAGAACCAGAUAUCAAAUGGUACAAAGACAAGACUCCUGUCACAGAGGGACCAGGUAUCAUUCUAAAAGAUGGCGUUCUGAUGAUUGAGAGGGUGAAGAAGGAUGAUGAGGGCAUUUAUGAAUGUCAUGCCAGCAAUGAUGGAGGGGAAGCAAUAACCAGUGCGGUCAUUACUGUAGUGGGAGAAGACAGUAAACCAAAUAUUGAGGUGAUCAUUUUAGUGUCUACUGGAGCAGCAGCAACAUUUCUUUGGAUAAUGCUUAUUCUCUUUAUCCGUAAACUAAGAAAGCCAAGUUCAGCAGAUUUAAAGACAGGGUACCUGUCCAUCAUCAUGGAUCCUGACCAGAUGCCCCUUGAUGAGCAGUGUGAUCGUCUGCCCUAUGACAGCAACAAAUGGGAGUUCCCCAGAGACCGCCUCAGACUCGGUAAAACUUUGGGCCAUGGAGCAUUUGGAAAAGUUGUAGAGGCCUCUGCAUUUGGCAUAGACAAGAUUUCUACUUGCAAAACGGUGGCAGUGAAAAUGCUGAAAGCAGGAGCUACAAAUAACGAAUGGAGAGCUUUAAUGUCUGAACUGAAGAUUCUGAUCCAUAUUGGUCAUCAUCUCAACGUGGUCAAUCUGCUCGGAGCCUGCACAAAGCGUGGAGGUCCGCUAAUGAUAAUCGUGGAAUACUGCAAGUAUGGAAAUCUUUCCAACUACUUGAGAAGUAGGAGGGGUGACUUUGUGGUAUACAAGUCUCAGGACGUUAAGGCUCUGCGUUCCAGCUCCGGGUGUGAUCUGAGCGAGCUCAUCAAGCGCAGGUUGGAGAGCGUGGCCAGCACCGGAAGUUCAGCCAGCUCUGGCUUCAUUGAAGAUAAGAGCUACUGCGACUCGGAGGAAGAGGAGGAAGAGCAAGAGGAUUUGUAUAAGAAAGUGCUCACACUAGAAGACUUGAUUUGCUACAGCUUUCAAGUGGCUAAAGGCAUGGAGUUCUUGGCUUCAAGAAAAUGUAUUCACCGUGAUCUGGCCGCACGUAACAUCCUGUUGUCUGAAAACAAUGUAGUGAAGAUUUGCGAUUUUGGACUUGCAAGAGAUGUAUACAAGGACCCAGACUAUGUCCGCAAAGGAGACGCCAGACUUCCCUUAAAGUGGAUGGCUCCAGAGGCGAUAUUUGACAAGAUCUAUACCACUCAGAGUGAUGUGUGGUCUUUUGGAGUGCUUAUGUGGGAGAUCUUCUCUCUUGGUGCCUCCCCUUACCCUGGCUUACACAUUGAUGAGGAAUUCUGCUGCCGACUAAAGGAGGGCACCAGGAUGAAAGCUCCUGAAUACUCCUCCUCUGAAAUAUAUCAAACCAUGUUAGACUGCUGGCAUGGAGAACCAUGCAAGAGGCCCACUUUCACAGAGCUGGUAGAGAGGCUAGGAGAUCUGCUACAAGCUAGUGUACAGCAGGAGGGAAAGCACUACAUCCCAAUCAACACAGCCCUAUUGACCAAAGCAGACCCCUCAAACAUGAGCCCCACAGAGGAGACCUCCACCAGACCUGCCUCUCUUAGAGACUCUGGGACGGCUUGGUACUAUUUCAAUUUGGAUUCAUUCAAAUCUGUUUGCUCCUUCCACAGGAUGAAGAGCAAAAGUAAGGAGUCAGUUCUGCUGGAGGGCGAAAAGGAGAAAUACACACUACUUGUUCCCUCACUGGACUUGAGUCUGGAGGACUCCUCUCUCGACCCGGAGCUGGAAUGUCAUAGCCCACCUCCAGACUAUAACUAUGUGGUCCGUUACUCCACACCACCCGUCUGAGUUGAUCUCCACUCUUUAGUCGCCAGAAGUCUCACCCAGUUUUGGAGGAUCUGAUUGGUUGGGUCCAUUUUGUCUCUGCACAUUAGAUCUGUUUUAUAUUUUCCCCCACUUCUUUCCAUUCCACUUUAUCCUGAUACUGGACUGGUCAUUCAGAGUUUCACAUUUUCUCUUUCUGUGCACUUUUUCAAGGUAGUGUGUGAGUACAGUGGGCUGCCACUUAUAUCACCUCAGAUAUUCCUGCUGUCUACUGUGAACACAAACAAGCUCAUUUUAUUACAAUAACGGCACUGUUUUCCCCAGUGAAAUUGCAUUUUUCAUACAGAAUGGUGGCUAAUUAUGAAAUGUUCAGUGGUUAGAAUGAGGACAAAGGCAAUUCUUAUUUUAUUCUAGAUAAAUAUUUUAUUGUAAUGAA